UGGCAACAUCCAUUUCUAACUUCGCAAAAAUCAACAAAAUAAAAUCACUUUUGAACAUUUUGCAAUCAUUGUGUGUUGUGUUUUGGUACAGAAAUGAUGAUACGGUAGUGUAGUACAGUGAAAAUAAAACUAUCGAUGGAAACUAGGAAGUGAUUAGGGGCUCAUAUACUGUGAUCAGAAUGUAGCACUUAGUCAAGUUCCCAAUCGAGUAUUCCAAAAUUAUAGUAUUGAUCUUUUGUUUCCUAAGUACAAGACUGUAAAUAAAUAAACUGUAAAAAUGUCUGUGGUCAAAGGAAAGCUAGUGAAAAUGGAAGUAAUCCAAGUUGGUGAAUACGAGUUCACCAAACAGGAUAUCAUAGGACAUGGUGCCUUUGCUAUGGUGUACAAAGGAAGGAAGAGAAAGCAGAGUCCGUCCCAAUCAGUAGCCGUGAAGGUGGUGACGAAGAAGGGCAUCCAGAAGGCGUCGGAGAUCCUGGUGAAGGAGAUCAAGAUCCUGCGCGAGCUGACGGCGCUGCACCACACCAACCUUGUGGCCAUGCACGACUGCAUGGAUAGCCCAGCAUAUGUCUACGUCGUCAUGGAGUAUUGCAACGGCGGCGACUUGGCGGACUACCUGCAGGCCAACCGGCUGCUGAGCGAGGGCACGAUCCGCCUGUUCCUGCGGCAGCUGGCCGACGCCAUGCGCGCCAUACACGCCAAAGGCAUCGUCCACCGCGACCUAAAGCCGCAGAACAUCCUGCUGACACACAGCGUCGCGCCCCCGCGCACCCCGCAACCCUCCGAAAUCACACUCAAAAUCGCUGACUUCGGCUUCGCAAGGUUCCUUGAAGAAGGAAACAUGGCCGUUACACUCUGCGGCUCACCGAUGUACAUGGCCCCUGAAGUGAUAAUGUCUCUGAAAUACGACGCAAAAGCGGACCUGUGGAGCCUGGGCACGAUCGUGUACCAGUGCCUGACGGGCAAGGCGCCCUUUCAGGCCACCACGCCGCACGAGCUGAAGGCUUUCUAUGAGAACAGCGUCGAUCUGCAGCCCAAGAUGCCGGGUGGCACGAGCCCCGAGCUGUGCAGCCUGCUGAUCGGGCUGCUGCGCCGCAACCCGCGCGAGCGCAUGCCCUUCGAGGUGUUCUUCAACCACCCCUUCCUGCAGCGCCCACGACACCCCUCCAUCACCAGUUUGGAUUCGGAUCUUCCUGACAUAUUGGAGACUGAUCUAGAGGGCCGAGUUGGUACUAACUGUUACCUAGAAGAGUCGUGGGAGAGUCAGGGAGCGAGCGGCAGCAGCUCACAGCUGGCGGGCGGCGCCGGCUUCCCCGGGCGCAGCGCGCGCCCCGCGGCCGUCGCGCCCGCGCCCCUGCUCGGACUGCCACAGCCCAGGAAGACACAACCCACCUCCUCUGCGGAGUCAUCAGACAACACAUGGGCAGGCGAGGAGGACUUCGUGCUAGUGGAGGCGACGGAGUCCGGGUCGGCGGAGUGCUCGGGCGCCAGCUCGGGCUCGGAGGCGGCGCCGCGGCCGCAGUCGCUGGCGCUGCCGCCCGCCGCGGCCGCGCCGCCCGCGCCCGCCGCGCCGCCCCACGAGCCCGCGCCCACACACGCACGGGGCGCGCUGGCCACCGCCAGCGUCCCGCGCUCACAGCCCAUCGACGUGCUGCGCUCCAACAGCCGCAACAUGCCCAACAUCGGCUCGCUCUCGCCGCCCUCUGUGCCGUUCACAGGAGGGUCUAUGGGGACGCCUCCGUCGACGCGUCGACGCAGCCAGUCCGGCAGCUCCCCGCCGCCCUCGCUGUGGCAGGUCUCGCCCACCAACGCCAGCCCGCUGCGUCGAUCUGGCUCUUCGCCCCCAGUGCCGCUGGCGGCGCUGAAGGCCAGCGGCGAGGCGGGCUCGCCCAAGCGCGGCGCCACGCUGCCCGACGCUCUGCUGCGCAAGUGGCACACGCCCGACCCGCCCGUCUACAUCCCCAACCUGCAGGAGGAGACCAUACUCGCUGAGGAGCACAGCAAGGUGUUCUCGCAGCUGAACUUCGUGCUGAUGCUGGCGGAGCUGCUGUCGGACCUGGCCGUGUCGUGCGGAGCGCCCAUCGCCGCGCUCAUGGACGCCUCCGACGAGCGUUGCAACGAGAGCGUGCGCCUGGGGCUGCUGGUGCAGGCGAUGCAGGCGCUGGCGGCGGGCCUGCGCCUCGCGGCCCACCACUACCGCAGCCGCACGCUGCAGCCCACGCCACAAGUGCGAAAUGUGGUAUCCCUGAUGAACGGCAAAUACAAGUGGAUCGUGAACGAAUCCCGCAGACUCCACGAAGCGGGCGUCACUCCCGCAGUCUGUGAUAAAAUCCUGUACGAACAUGCUAUCGAACUGUGCCAAAUGGCGGCCAUCGAGGAGCUGUUCGGCGACAUGAAGGAGUGCGAGCGGCGCUACAUGUCGGCGCAGGUGCUGCUGCACUCGCUCGUGCAGCGACACCCGCUGCACCCGCACCACCGCACCACGCUCUCCAAGUACCGGGACGCAGUGCAAAGGCGGCUCAAUUGCCUCAAGGGGCCGCGCAAAAUUAUGGAUGUCAAACUCGAGGCUGGGAUCUCAUAAUGCAAUACGCCCCGACGCGACCAUUAGAAGUAAGCACACGUGACGCAAGAUUGAGAAGUGAUUUUAUUUUGUUCUCAAAAACAGACUCGCAGUGAGAAUAAUAAUAAUAUAAUAAUAAAGAAAUGUAUAAAAGGAAUAAGUGGAUGAUAUCAAUUAAUAAUCAUUGUAUACAAUUAUUUUAGCGAUGAAGAUUACCAGAGAUUGCAAUAGUGAAUUAUAUUUUUUUAUGUGCAGUAAGUACAUACAGAAAAGUCUAGAGAGCAGUAGGUUAUAUAGAAAGAUCUAGAUCGUAUUAUCGUGAACGAAUUUUAGUAACGCUUGGAAAUGAGUAAAAUAUAGAUUUAGAUGUGUGUCUUGAAUCCCUUUUGACUAAAUGGUUGUAUCUUCGUAAGAUUUGUAAUGUUAGUACAAGUUUCGCCAGAAGAUCAAACUCGAUUCUUCUGAUUGACAAAGCGUGUUUAAUUUCAUGUAAAUUAUUUUUUCAGUCAACCUGUUAGAGAGUUGAAUAUAACAUAAAAAAUCUAAAAAAAAUAGUAUAGAAGCGUAGUAUUGUUUCCAAAUAAGUCUCAAUAAUUAACAUUUUAUUAUUACCAACUUGUAGCAUAUUAUGUAAAUGGAAAUUAUGAAGUAAUAUCUCAAUAUAAACAUAAUGAAUGCUAUAGAGAUCUCAUUAUCGACCAAUAACAAUAUGGCAUUUUUAGGUUAAGCUACGAAGUAUGGUUUAAAGUAUUUCUUGGAAAAAUGAUUGUAUGAAUGAAUUUCAGCGUUUCUCAUAUUUUAAAUUUCUUUUGCCAAGUUGUGAUCAUAUUUUUAUGUAUUCCUCCUCAAUAAUGUUCAAUGCUUUACUGAAAUAAGAAUAAAGACUGUUGUAUUAUAAAAUUAUUUUGUUUUGUUGUAAUAAAUACUUCUUUUUAACAUCAUGAAA
This is a messenger RNA of Pectinophora gossypiella (pink bollworm), 3503 nucleotides long. RefSeq names its product serine/threonine-protein kinase unc-51 (gene Atg1). Bases 278 to 2578 code for a protein of 766 amino acids. Lineage: Eukaryota; Metazoa; Arthropoda; Insecta; Lepidoptera; Gelechiidae. The transcript has 17 exons. Gene Ontology annotation, molecular function: protein serine/threonine kinase activity; ATP binding. Gene Ontology annotation, biological process: protein autophosphorylation; positive regulation of autophagy; peptidyl-serine phosphorylation. The record is from RefSeq and is a predicted model, not a curated record. Gene Ontology annotation, cellular component: autophagosome; cytoplasm.